Molecule: messenger RNA, 525 nt
Organism: Capsicum annuum
Lineage: Eukaryota; Viridiplantae; Streptophyta; Magnoliopsida; Solanales; Solanaceae
Exons: 3
Coding region: 1-525 (174 amino acids)
Source: RefSeq, a predicted model, not a curated record
AUGAAUUUUGAUCAUGACGGUAUUGAAGAUUAUGAGGAGACGGUGGAAGCCCUCAUCUCUGUUCUUAAGAGAUAUAAGAGGGAUAUUGGUUGGACGAUUGCAGAUAUCGCCGGUAUCCCUCCUAGUAUAUGUACAAAUAAGAUUCAGCUAGAGGAGUAUUAUGUUCCGACUACUAAGCAUCAACGUCGUCUAAACCCACCUAUGCAAGAGGUGGUAAAUAAAGAAAUCAUCAAGUAUCUAGAUGCAGGAGUAGUAUACCCCAUCUCAGAUAGUAAGUGGGCAUCUGAAUGCCUUAAAGGGAAGAUAGUUGAUGCUCCUAUUGUUUUUGCACCGGAUUGGUCAAAACCGUUUGAGAUCAUAUGCAAUGCAAGUGGUGUUGCCAUUGAAGCUGUGUUAGGACAAAAGAAGGACAAAUUGUUUCAUCCAAUCUAUGAUACCAGCAAAGCACUUAAUGGAGCUCAAAAGAACUACACCAUCACAGAACAGGAACUUCUUGCAGUAGUCUAUGCUUUUGAGAAGUUUUGA